UCUAUCGAAUUAUGGGAUGUUAAGAUAGGUUAUUAAAAAGCCAAAUUAGAUGGUCUUUCUCGAACAGUUAAUUCAAUUUGCUACACUCUUCUGAUGGAAAUACUUUAGCUUCUGGUAAUGAGGAUAAGUCUAUCCGCUUAUGGCAAGUUGAGACAGGAUAAUGAAAAGCCAAAUUAGAAGGUCAUUCAAGUGCAGUUAAUUCAUUUGUUACUCUCCUAAUGGAAAUACAUUAGCAUCUUGUAAUCAUGAUAA
This is a messenger RNA of Paramecium octaurelia, 252 nucleotides long. Lineage: Eukaryota; Ciliophora; Oligohymenophorea; Peniculida; Parameciidae. The record is from the annotation of a GenBank genome assembly.